CGCUGCCCGACCGGCCGGAGCGAUGCGCCCGGCGCUGGUGCUGCAGCUCCUGCUCUGGGGGCGGCUGGUGUGGGGGCGGCUCCGGCCGGGGCGCAUCCCUCGGCACAGCGUCUACUGGAACUCGAGCAACCCCAGGUUCCUGCAUGACGACUAUGCUGUCCAGGUCUCCAUCGAUGACUACCUGGACAUCUACUGCCCGCACUACGAGCACCCCGUGCCCACGGGCCAGGCCGAGACCUUCAGCCUGUACAUGGCGGACUCCGAGGGCUACCGGGGUUGCUACGAGACGCCUGGUACCUUCAAGCGCUGGGAAUGCAACCGGCCCCAUGCGCCCUUCGGGCCCGUCCUCUUCUCCGAGAAGAUCCAGCGCUUCACGCCCUUCUCGCUGGGCUUCGAGUUCCAGCCGGGGGAGACCUACUACUACAUCUCUGUCCCCACCCCAGAGAGCGCCGGGCGGUGCCUGAGGCUACGAGUGGUCGUCUGCUGCAAGGCAACAACAACAAAGCCUGUGACAGAAGUUCCCAAAUCUCAGCCCCGUGGGGGAGAGGGGUCAGAGGACACCGAGUCGCCGGGUCACAGCACCGCGCUGGCCACGCUCCGGCCCCACGGCCCCUGCCUCAGCCUCGCCCUCAUCCCCCUCCCCCUCCUGUGGCUCUGACCCCCCCUGCACUCUUGGGGGGCGGGGUCUCCUUGCUGCAAAGUUGGGGAUUUUUGGACUUUGUCCCCCCCAAACCCUCCAAGCAGCCGACCCCACGCCGUGGGUUGUGGGGCGGGCGCCUUCACCCCAGCUCAGUCCCCCGGCUCAGCUGCUCCACCUGCCGGUCCCCAGAGCGCCCAGGCCGAGGUGCCGGAGCCCAGGAUGUGCCGAUCCCAGAGAUGCCCCGUGCUGGCGUUCAGCUGGAGGAGGAGAGGCUGGCUGGGCGGGCCCUUCUCCGUCGUCCCCGCUGCUGCUGGUCAGACGCCCGCCUCCAUCCUGGCCUCAUUGGCACCUCCUGGUGGUCGGGGCUCUGUGCACCUAUGAAAUGGGCCUUUGCUUAUGGACGACUCCCAGAGACUCCAGCAGGAGGGACCCUGCCGGGGGGGCUGUCGCCAUGGGGGGGGGGGCCUCCUCCUCGCCUGGCACGUUCCCAAAGGCCCCAUGGGGAGUCGGAGGAUCCUGUUGGCUCUGGCCCUGCAGGGUGCGGCCCUGGACAGCACCCAAGAGUUGGGCCCCCCCUCCACUGGCAGGGCUGGACGCUCUCCCCCGGAGCCCCUCACGCCUCGGGCCCUGGUGCUGGGCGCCCUCGUGGUAAAGCCCCUCGCUCUGGCGAGGCUGAUCUGUCUUCCGUGAAGACGCCCCUCUGGGCCGUGUACAGUUCAUAUUUUUGUAUCUGUGUUAGCGACUGAGCCAACCAAUAAAGCGUUUGCAAGACG
Messenger RNA from Chrysemys picta bellii (western painted turtle), 1413 nucleotides. RefSeq names its product ephrin A4 (gene EFNA4). Gene Ontology annotation, biological process: axon guidance; ephrin receptor signaling pathway. Lineage: Eukaryota; Metazoa; Chordata; Testudines; Emydidae. The record is from RefSeq and is a predicted model, not a curated record. Gene Ontology annotation, molecular function: ephrin receptor binding. Gene Ontology annotation, cellular component: plasma membrane.